CCCGCCCCUGUGACGAGCUGCAGGAAACCCCGACGGAAGUCGACGCCAUCUUGGAGGUUGCCGGGAGGGAGGCUGUGAAAAGUGGGCUUCAUAUUUAUUUAACCUGGGGGCAGCUUUGAAGUGACAGUCGUGCACGGACGCUGAUAGACGACGUGAUAGAGAGAAGACAUCCAUCCCAUGACUCUGGUCCGGAUUUGAACUGAAGUUCGGGGUGAAAGUUUUUUGCCCACUGCACUAAGCCUCAAAGAGCCAGGAUGGCCACCGCUCCAUACAACUAUUCCUACAUCUUUAAAUAUAUUAUAAUUGGAGACAUGGGUGUAGGAAAGUCGUGCUUACUUCAUCAAUUUACAGAAAAGAAAUUUAUGGCUGAUUGCCCCCAUACAAUUGGAGUAGAGUUUGGAACCAGAAUAAUUGAAGUUAGUGGUCAGAAGAUCAAACUUCAGAUCUGGGACACGGCUGGCCAGGAGCGGUUUCGGGCUGUCACACGGAGCUACUACAGAGGUGCUGCUGGAGCGCUCAUGGUCUACGAUAUCACCAGGCGAAGUACUUACAACCAUCUUAGUAGUUGGCUUACAGAUGCAAGAAACUUGACUAAUCCAAAUACUGUGAUUAUUCUUAUAGGAAAUAAGGCCGAUCUUGAAGCUCAACGAGAUGUAACGUAUGAAGAAGCUAAGCAGUUUGCUGAAGAAAACGGUCUGCUAUUCCUUGAAGCGAGUGCAAAAACAGGUGAGAAUGUGGAGGAUGCAUUCCUGGAGGCAGCCAAGAAAAUCUAUCAGAACAUUCAGGAUGGCAGCCUGGACCUGAAUGCUGCCGAGUCUGGCGUACAGCACAAGCCGUCCGCUCCUCAAGGCGGCCGAUUAAUCAGCGAGCCCCAGCCCCAGAGGGAAGGCUGCGGCUGCUAGUGACGACCUCCAGCCAGCAAACCUCAACCCCCCCUCUCUCUCACAUCUUACUCUUGUGUCUUUGUCAAAGCAGUAUUUCUAGCUGCUUCCUUGUCUGCUGAUAAUCUGACAAGAUAAAUUUUGCUGCUGUGACAACAGUUUAACACAAUGAUAAAUGGCUCCUCGCUAAACCACCGUAGAUGUUUAUCAGGUUACAAGGAAAAUGAAUAGAGUAAUAAAACCUCUCCCGCAUGGAAUUUAGAAUUGAAAUAUUUUCUUACUCAUUCUUGUGGUAGUUCAUCAUCAUCAUCCCUCAAUCUGUGAUCUGAUUUCAAUGCUUGUCAGCUAAAUAAAUAUCAUGCUGAUAAUUGUACAAUUCCAUCUUGCCACCACAGAGGCAUAACCUCGUGAUCCAUUAAAAGAUUCUUGUACAGUUAAUAACCCCUCUUGCCCAUAUAUUGUUGUCUAGGCUGUUCAAAGUUACUGAGGUUCUUUGACUGUGAACUGACAUCCAGCUCAAACUCUAGGGUGUCCACAAUAUGUCGAGUAUGCUUAUUGCUGUUCAUGCGUCCCCCCCGCCCGCCCAGUUACCUGUCCUCGUGGGGUUUGAAUUCCAGCUCUCGUCUUAUCUUUGCACGGGGAAAUGCCUAUUACUCAUCUUUCCCUAUUAAGAUGCAAAAGAAGGCUUUAGUGUGUUUUUUCAUUUUAUUCUUUACAUUUAUUAACAUACGUAAAUAUGUAUAAAAUUUGAAAGAACUGAACUAACAUUUAAAUACACCUGUAUGUAUAUGAUUUUAAUGAAGAAACAAAUUGAUCACUGGCAAUAAGUACCAGUUUGUACAGUACAAUCUAAGUGACCAUGUUGCCCCUAGAGCACUAGAAUGGAUAUAAUCACAUUUUAAAGGAAACAAAUGAGCAGUACUUUUAACACUAGUUGGGUUUCAUAAUCUCUUGUCUUCUGGUUCCAUCAUUGCACUGUGGGAAAAGCUUGACCAUUAACAAUCCUCCUCUUGUGCAAUCAACCAUGUAAUGCUCUCUGUAGAUGUCCCCGCACUUCUGGCUGUAUUUAUUGCAGAACAUCGUUCAAGGAAAAAAUAACUGGGUGAAUGCGUGCUUUUUACUCAACACAUUUAGGUGCAGUUGACCUCAAUGAAUUGAAUAGCCAAAUUUCAUUCCUAAAGCAGACUUAAGGAGAUUUUGUUUUCUUUUUUAAAUAUUGUUUAAAUAUUACUUUGGGGUCGGGUGAUUCUGAUUUUAUUUUAAGGGAUGAAAGUAGUAUAAAUGUCCAUGAUUCAGCACGUUUACCUGGGUGGCAUCAUUGUGGUUACAAUGCUAAUUAACAAUAUGCAUCUUGAGUUAUGUAUGAAAUGGGGUUGCACUGCUUAUUAGAUUUUGAUAGAAACGAUGCCUAAUGUUCACAAUACCCAUAAUAAAGACACAACCAGAUGGGAAAUUGUCACUCUUGUAGAAAAAUGGGAUCCUGUACAGAAAUGCUGUGGGAAGGCCAAACUGGAAUCUGCAAUAUAUUGGAAAAUCUGUCAACCUGUGCACUGUCCCUUGUUUGUAGUCUUGCUAUUAAUUUUAAGAAUGUGAGCCUUUAUGUUGAAUAUAUGGGAGUGUUGUCAAAGGCAGUGUGGUUAGGAGUCUGUUGUUUUCAUUAUGAUAUUAAGCCUUUGCUUUAGUGAGGUGUUGCCCAGGGACCAUGGUCUGUGCGUUCAACAUGCAGGAAUUUGGCAAGGUAUUUCAUUCUAAAUUUGCUAAAGUUUGCGUGAGUUACUAGGUGGUAUGAGAUCUGGACUACUCCUGAACAGCUUACAGUAGAUCUUGUUUAUAUGUGACAGAAAAAAAAGACUUUGAACUGCUGUACCUUUCAUUUGAUGAAACAGAUGCUAUUAAUCUGAAUAUUUGUAAAUAAAGUACCUGUAUCUAGUUAA
This is a messenger RNA of Amblyraja radiata (thorny skate), 2815 nucleotides long. RefSeq names its product ras-related protein Rab-14. The coding region runs from base 255 to 902 and encodes 215 amino acids. The transcript has 9 exons. Gene Ontology annotation, molecular function: GTPase activity; GTP binding. Gene Ontology annotation, cellular component: phagocytic vesicle; trans-Golgi network; recycling endosome. NCBI's taxonomy places the organism in Eukaryota, Metazoa, Chordata, Chondrichthyes, Rajiformes, Rajidae. Gene Ontology annotation, biological process: defense response to bacterium; phagosome maturation; endocytic recycling. The record is from RefSeq and is a predicted model, not a curated record.